CUCAGACAAGACUAUUGUGAAAGUAUUGAGCUCUUAGCUGGAAUGCAGUGACAGGUCUGGACCUGAACUUCCGCAUUAAGCAGGAAGAGUCAUAGAGCCAGAUGCAAUCUACAUCAGCACACCAAAAUCUGACUGUAUAUAAGUGUUUUUCGGUGUAUUAGAGAAUAACAAUUUGAGGUGGAACCGAUCUCCAUGAAGCUAUCUUGAAACUAACUGGUUAAACAAGGAUUAAUACAACUGAAAAGAUGGACGACAUUGACGCCAUGUUCAGUGACCUGCUGGGGGAGAUGGACCUCCUCACUCAGAGUCUCGGUCAGGAAACAGUACCUCCUGCAUCUCUCCCCAGCACCAACACAGAAGUCCACUUCCCCAUUGGCUUCGGAGACCUGAAUGCGUCCCUCCAUGAACUGGAAGACAAUGAUUUGGAUGCACUCAUGGCUGAUUUGGUGGCUGACCUCAAUGCGACGGAAGAGAAACUUGCAGCAGAAAUAGAAGGCUUGAAGGUGCCAUCGCCGCCCCCAGCGGACCUACCGCCACCACCUAAGGGCCUGAGCAUACAACCUGCCUCCUCCCUCGCUUCCCCAACAUCACCCGCAAGAAGCACCAACAGCAAUGUUAGCACCUCGGCCUCCUCCACCGCCUCUACUUUACCACCUCCGCCUCCUCAGUCCUCAAAGCCUUCAAAGGAGGAAAUUGAGGCGCAGAUGAAAGCUGACAAAAUCAAGCUGGCUCUUGAGAAGCUCAAGGAAGCGAAAGUGAAAAAGUUGGUAGUGAAGGUGCUGUUAAAUGACGGCAGCUCCAAAACCCUGAUGGUUGACGAGAGGCAGAACGUCAGGGAGGUCCUGGAGAACCUGUUUGAGAAGACUCACUGUGACUGCAAUGUGGACUGGAGCCUGUGUGAGACCAACCCUGAACUGCAGCUCGAACGCACUUUUGAAGACCACGAGAACCUUGUGGAUCCUCUCUUAGCAUGGACGAGAGACAGCGAGAACAAAAUCCUCUUUCAAGAGCGAGGAGAAAAGAAUGAGGUUUUCAAAAACCCACAGAACUUUUAUCUAUGGAAGAAGGAUAAGAAAGCUCUCAAAGACAUAAAAGAGAAAGACAAGGAGUUAUUAAUACAGGAGAACUUUUGCGGGACUUCCAUCAUCGUGCCUGAUCUUGAGGCGGUGCUGUACCUCAAAGAAGAUGGCAAGAAGUCCUGGAAACAGCGGCUCUUCCAGCUGAGGGCCUCUGGAAUUUAUUACGUACCCAAAGGGAAGACCAAGUCGUCCCGUGACCUUGUCUGCUUUGUCCAGUUUGACAAUUUAAAUGUCUACUAUGGCAAAGACUUUAAGAGCAAAUACAAGGCCCCAACGGACUUCUGCUUUGUCCUGAAGCAUCCUCAGAUCCAAAAAGAGUCCCAGUACAUCAAGUACCUGUGCUGUGAUGAUGCUUGGACCAUGAACCUUUGGGUAACCGGCAUACGUAUCGCAAAGUACGGUGUGUCGUUGUAUGAAAACUAUAAAACAGCCGAGAAGAAGUCUGCCAUCAGCUCCGUGUGGACGAACCGCAGCACUCCAUCAAGCUCCAAUCCAUCAACACCAUCACCCACCAUCAAAACUAAAUCACCAAGCCAGGCCAAUGGUCAUGCUCCCAAGCCCCAACCAAGACCUGUUUCUAACGACUUUGAAAAUGUUCCACCUCCACCUCCACCUCCACCAAUGGCCGAUAUGCUCCCUCCACCACCUCCAGACCCUGUCCUCCCUCCUCUACCACCUCCUUUGGCUGCCAAGGGUUCCCCAAAACCUGCCAUCCCCCAGCGACACCUUCCAAGCAACUUCCCUCCACCUCCAAUGGACAACCUCCCUCCUCCACCACCGCCCCCACCCAUCAACGAUGCCUCAGAGGCCCCGCCAGACUUCCUUCCACCUCCUCCUCCUCCUGCCACUGGCUAUGGUUCACUGCCACCUCCUCCACCGCCAAUGAGCUCCCUACCACCACCGCCUCCCCCAGGUAGUUUUGGAGGUAUGGACCAGUCUCUGCCUCCUCCACCGCCAGAUCCAGGCUUUUUACCACCGCCUCCACUUCAGCCAAUGUUCACGGGGGCUGGAGGAGCACCACCUCCACCUCCGCCUCCACCUCCACCUCCACAGCCUGCAGCCCUGAGACCAGCAGCUGUGCGGCCCACUGGCUCAGUGAAGAAGAUGCCUCCUGCUCCGCCAAAGAGGACUACACCAGCGCCACAGGGAGGAGGUGGAGAUGGAGGUGGAGACUUCAUGUCAGAACUCAUGCUGGCCAUGAACAAGAAGCGUGGCACUAAUUAGCCUCACCCAGGAAUUUGUGGAGUAUAAAUAUUGUACAAAAUGCGCCUGCACAACGACCAACUUGACCCUUAAUCAACCUCGUAUUGAUUUCAGCAGCAACAGCUACUCUUUACAUCCACAACAAUACUGAACGUCUCCAACAUGAAGCCAGUGGAGAUCAGUACAGACUUCAUAUCCUCCAGAAAACAGACGGUGGUCCAUCCAUCUUUUUUCCUAAACUGCUUAUACAAAACAUAAUCUUGCAUGAAUGAAGUGAAUGGUGAUAAUUUCUAGGACAAAAUAAUUACAGGACUGUAGAGAAAACUUUAUAUAUAAGACCGUUUUUUGCGUUUUACAGAAACCAGUUUUUUGGUAUGACAUAAUGAAUAUACUGCUGUCAUCAUACUCCAAAGAGAUACCUUUGUAGAAUUGUACAUAUUGUUUGCAUGGAGUUACUUGGGCAUAUAUUGUACAGUGUGCCCCAGCUUUCAAAUGUCUUUUGCCUAAAUAGAACUUCCUAAAUAAAUCUUUACAAUUCCUGUUAGCAUAGAAAAUGCAAUAGUUUUUUCUUAUUGGUAUUGAAUUAUUGCGUCUUCUCCCUAUCAUCAAGUACAACCUGCUGCCAUUGGCAUCUCAAAGCAACAACCCCCCAGGUAAUCAUCUCAUAAUCAAUAUCAAGCCUCAGAAAUGCUAUGAACGCUAUUAAUAUGAAAAAAAAGCUUUGGAUCUACUUUACUUUUACUUUGUGUGUGCUGUAUGUGAAUGGGGUGAAAAGUCAUAUUGUAUAUGAACCUAGAUCUGUAUAAAAGCAGUAGGACAGCC
Messenger RNA from Morone saxatilis (striped sea-bass), 3104 nucleotides. RefSeq names its product amyloid beta (A4) precursor protein-binding, family B, member 1 interacting protein (gene apbb1ip). The record is from RefSeq and is a predicted model, not a curated record. Gene Ontology annotation, cellular component: cytosol; plasma membrane. Bases 246 to 2303 code for a protein of 685 amino acids. The transcript has 14 exons. NCBI's taxonomy places the organism in Eukaryota, Metazoa, Chordata, Actinopteri, Moronidae. Gene Ontology annotation, biological process: signal transduction.